Messenger RNA from Gamsiella multidivaricata, 2565 nucleotides. RefSeq lists its product as uncharacterized. Lineage: Eukaryota; Fungi; Mortierellomycota; Mortierellomycetes; Mortierellales; Mortierellaceae. The transcript has a single exon. The record is from RefSeq and is a predicted model, not a curated record. Bases 186 to 2501 code for a protein of 771 amino acids.
UCUCCACCUCCACCUCGCCCCUUCCAAAGCUACGAGGCUACAAACCCCUACCACUCUCUCUUCCCGACCCUAUUUCAUUUCUAUCUACUUACUUACUGCUUCCUUCUCCCUUGUCCAUCCACAUUUCGACUUGACCACCUCCUUAACCCUCUUAAGAACAGUUUGCGAGCUACAGUCCAAUCGCCAUGAAGCACUAUCAAGAGCAUACUCUUCCAACAGCAUUUUCAAGCGACGUCUCCGACUCGGAGGACAUGUAUGGAGGGUCUGAUACAGAUGACAUCCAUCCCUCAUCAGACUCCGAGCUCGUCUCCCACCCCUCAGAUAACGAGGACCACCCCCAGUCGCUAUCGGUCCCCGCCUCGCCUUCCCGUUAUACCGGUCGUUCGGCCCAUGCUUUGGCCAGCGAUGGCGAGAGCGACGGCGAAGUCGAUCAUGAACGGAUGGGUCUCCCCCCCGCUUCUUUCUCCUCCCAAGACUUGAACCAGCACUCGCCCUCCAGACGACUUCAGGAAAGCAAGAUGCAGGACGAUUUCUUCCUGGUCGAACCAUCAGACCUUGAUCCUUUGAGCCGCUCCCAGAGCUCACUCUCGUACCACUCGGACCAUAGCCACCACGACGACCCUAUGCACUUCAUUUACCCGUCCAUGGUACUCUCACCGCCGAUAGAGACUCAUGUACCACGCGCGGACGAUGCCCAAGAGCCCGCAGCCGAUAAGGUUUCUGACUCUCAGGACAAAUCGCACCUAUCCUUAGCGCAUGACACCCUAGCCUCAGUCGAUUCGAGCAUGGAGACUUUAUCAGGAGCCCUGCAAUCCAAACCUACGCCGAAUAAGCCUGGAACGCAGGCUACAACAGAGGAGCACACCGAGUCGCAGCAGGAGCAGCAGGUUGAAAAUGAAUUCCAUCAAGACACUGCCGACGAAUCGACUCCAUUGUCCGGUACUGUGGAGCUGGUGCCUGUACACGCCCUUUCAGAGGACAUCCCUGCAAAGGAAUGCAGCACGCAAGAUGACCUGCCACCCGCCGGCGACAGUGGUCUUUUGUUACUUGACGCCAGAGCCCGAGAUGCUGAAUCACCUAAAACUGCUGCAAAAACCACCUAUCAGAGCACAGGCAGCCCCAAAAACAAAUCGCCAGCUGCUACCAGGACCCUUUUCGAGCGACCCGCUCAAGAACCCUCAGCGCACCUCACUGCUGUAUCCAACACUAUUGUGAGCAAUACACCAUGGGCUUAUCUCAAUGUCCUAGCCACCUGUGUUGGUCUCUUUCUGGUGCUACUUCUCUCAGGCUUCCUUGCAGCCAAAUAUCAUGUCUGGUCAGCCCGGCCUGCACACGUUGAGGUUUAUGAUAUCCAGUAUUCGGGGUAUACACGACUAGCAGUUGUUGAAUUGCGUGUGUACACAGCUCAUUUCAAACAGGAAACACGCUGGACUCGACCACCAGGAUUCCACAUCCGCGUCUUGGACGACAAGAAGCCCUGGAGCCUUGAAGAGGCACCUUCUCAGCAAACACUUCUAUUUGUAGAACCCAUGGUCACCUGUGUGCCGGGUGGAUAUUGUACGGUGUAUGUCCCUUCGCUUCAGGGACGUACUCGGAGUGGUCUGUCCCCUUGGCUUUGCUCUGACAAGUCCUAUUAUCUGCAUAUCUGGUUUGCUAAUGGCACGCGAGCCUUGGACACACCGCCAGAGAUCUUUACCAAUCGAGGCAAUGGAAAGCCGAAACCUCGCGAGUGCCUAACGGGAUCCGGGGGAUUCUUCGCAGAUAAGAAUGGGGCUAUGGACGGUGACGACGAAUACGACGACUAUGUUGCAUACUGGAAGGGACAGUUGCGGCAUAUGGCGGAUGUAGUCACAGACCAUUGUUCAAGCCUUUCCUCGUCCAUGAUGAGCUUGGGUUGGGGAAAUAUCCAAUUCGCCAUCUCUGAAGCCCAGGACAUAGUUCAGGUCGCCCUCAAGUACUCCAAGCAAUUCGGUCUCAUGGCUGCCGACACUUUGCUGCAAUGGAGAGAUCUGAUGCUCAGGACUGAAGACGAUGUGUUGGACCGUGCGCGCGUUGCCUUUAUACGGGCUCAAGGAAAUGCCAAGAAGAUAACCAGAGAGGCAUCGUCGAGGGUUCAGCAAUUGAUGGAUCAAUUUCAUGGCAAGCGUCAGUUUCGACCUUUCGACAGGGUUUCAGCAAAGAGUGUUCUUCGCAAGGCCGACCGGAUCCUCUACAGAACCGAGGAGAUGCUUGCGGAUGUGGAGGAGAGGUUCUAUUCGUCUGAGCGCGUGGAUAGAAUCGUGCGCAAGGCGGACAAGAUAGUACUGCAAGUCGAGACCAAGGUAGAGCAGAUGCUCGACUCUGAGCUUGCGCGCAAUGUCAAACGCAAGAUGAAGCGGAAGCUAAGCGAGUUUGCGUCGACGCCAACGGGCGGCAAGGUUGUCCGUGAGGUACACGCAGUCAAGAAGGACGCCAAACGUCUUUGGAGGGACGUGCAGAAACAGUUGCGUCGCAUGGGAUAAGCGGUGCAUUUGCCCUCGCAUUACACUGCAUGUUUGUUAUGUUCCUCUUUUUCGUAUUUUCGUA